Toxorhynchites rutilus septentrionalis is the source of this 4804-nucleotide messenger RNA. It is a transcript of the gene pAbp, whose product is annotated as polyadenylate-binding protein 4-like. Bases 361 to 2277 code for a protein of 638 amino acids. Gene Ontology annotation, cellular component: cytosol; ribonucleoprotein complex; nucleus. Gene Ontology annotation, molecular function: poly(U) RNA binding; poly(A) binding; mRNA 3'-UTR binding. The transcript is spliced from 4 exons. The record is from RefSeq and is a predicted model, not a curated record. Lineage: Eukaryota; Metazoa; Arthropoda; Insecta; Diptera; Culicidae.
UGCUACCGUCGCUUCAGACAAAGAGUGUCGCUGACGUUGUGAGGUUGUGCUUCUUACUUAAAGAUCGCACAACCACUCACUUUUUGUGCAAAAAAUAUUACAAAAAUCAAAAAAAAAUUAUAAAAUUAUCUAAAAUAUCAAAAAAAAUCGUAAAAAGUGAAAAAUUAGAGCAAAUUGCAAGUGUGUAGCCUUUUUGUGUUAUUAUUUUCCUUUUUCUGCGUCAAAUUGGAGAAAGUAGCUACGUGUACGGAUUACUGGAGUGGGACUUGGUUUUCUGCCUAGCGAUACGUUUACGAGGAAGUGAGUGGAUUUGGCGAGAAGAGCAGCAGAGCAAAGUGAAAGUGAAUUGAAAAACGAAUCAUGAAUCCCGGAGGUCCCAACUACCAAAUGGCGUCUUUGUACGUCGGUGAUUUGCACGCAGAUAUCACAGAGGCGAUACUGUUCGAAAAAUUUUCGUCGGCUGGUCCUGUACUUUCUAUCCGUGUCUGCCGUGAUGUCGUUACCCGUCGUUCGUUGGGCUAUGCCUACGUCAACUUCCAACAGCCAGCAGAUGCUGAGCGUGCGCUUGACACUAUGAAUUUUGAUUUGAUCAAGGGGCGUCCGAUUCGUAUUAUGUGGUCUCAACGUGAUCCAUCGCUACGCAAGUCGGGCGUUGGUAAUGUGUUCAUCAAGAACUUGGACAAGAACAUCGACAACAAGGCUAUGUACGAUACGUUCUCAGCCUUUGGAAAUAUCCUCAGUUGCAAGGUAGCUCAAGAUGAUAAAGGAAACUCAAAAGGAUACGGGUUUGUGCACUUUGAAACAGAGGAAUCUGCAAAUACUUCCAUUGAGAAGGUAAAUGGAAUGUUGCUGAACGCUAAGAAAGUCUACGUUGGACGUUUCAUUCCACGUAAGGAGCGCGAGAAGGAGCUCGGCGAAAAGGCUAAGCUGUUCACAAACGUUUACGUCAAGAACUUUGGCGAUGAAUUAACUGACGACUCUUUGAAAGAGAUGUUCGAGAAGUACGGAACUAUUACUAGUCAUCGCGUAAUGACCAAGGAAACCAAGAGCCGUGGUUUUGGAUUUGUUGCAUUCGAAAAUCCGGAAUCGGCCGAACGUGCAGUUCAGGAUUUGAACGGAAAGGAGCUGAACGAUGGUAAGAUUCUGUACGUUGGUCGUGCCCAGAAGAAGAACGAGCGUCAAAUGGAAUUGAAACGACGCUUCGAACAACUUAAGAUGGAACGUUUGACACGUUAUCAGGGCGUCAAUUUGUAUGUCAAGAAUCUAGAUGAUACAAUAGAUGACGAGCGUCUACGCAAAGAAUUCGCUCCGUUCGGAACAAUCACUUCGGCUAAGGUCAUGUUGGAAGAAGGCCGCUCUAAAGGAUUCGGUUUCGUUUGUUUCUCUGCUGCUGAAGAGGCCACGAAGGCAGUUACUGAAAUGAAUGGACGUAUUGUUGGUAGUAAGCCAUUGUAUGUAGCUUUGGCACAGCGUAAGGAAGACCGUAAAGCACAUUUGGCUUCACAGUACAUGCAACGUAUGGCGAAUAUGCGCAUGCAACAUAUGGGACAAAUCUUCCAGCCGGGUGGUAAUGGUGGAUAUUAUGUUCCAACUAUCGCGCAACCUCAGCGAUUCUUUGGCAAGCAAGUCAGCCAAAUCCGUUCAACUCCUGGUUGGUUCCGUCCAAAUGCGGCCAAUCAAAAUGCGGUAGCUACCAAUGCAACUGGUGGUACUUAUCCAGCAAUGGCCGCAGCAGCAGCUGGAGGACAGUAUCGCCAGGCUGGCAAUGUUCGUGCAAAUCAACAGCAAGUACAGAAUCCACAAGCUGCCCAAGCAGCAAACGCCGCCAUGCGUAACCCUGCUCGGCCAAUCACUGGUCAACAGGCUGGUGCUAACAUGCCAGCUCGUCCUGUUGCUACGCAGAUGGCAGCUAACCAAGCUCGUGCUGCUAAUUUCAAGUACACACAAAACAUGCGCAAUCCGCCUGCACAGCCCGUUGCAAUUCCGCCUCAACCGGUCGCUCAACAAGCUGUCCAUGUUAAAGGACAAGAGCCGCUCACCGCCACGAUGUUGGCUGCAGCCCAACCGGCCGAGCAAAAGCAAAUGUUAGGUGAACGUCUCUUCCCACUUAUCGAGCCAAUGUAUCCGUUGAUCGCAGGUAAGAUUACCGGAAUGUUGCUCGAAAUUGACAACUCUGAGCUCGUACACAUGCUGGAGCACAGCGAGUCACUGAAGGCCAAGGUCGAGGAAGCUGUUGCUGUGCUGCAUGCUCAUCAGCAAAAGACUCAACCACAGUAAAUGAAUAAUUAGAUGCGACUAAAAAUUGAUUCAUUUUUGAAGCAACUAAUGAACUGCUUCGUAUCCCUUCCACAUUUAAAUGUACCCUUUGAAAAUUAUGUUUUACUUUCCGACGAGAAAAAUACCAUUGAAGGAUAUAUUCGUAGAAGAAUGAAAAUAGAUAUCUUAUUUAGAGGUGGUUUGCAGUUGGAACAAAUACCAUGAACGUUAUCUAUUGAAGUCCUUUUUGUAAUUUGUGUAGCAAUUUGGCAGGCGAAGUUCAUUCGAUCGGAGUUAUUCAACAAGAGCAACUAGUUGAACAAGAUAACUUACAAUACAAUCAGCAAGAUUAUUUUUUUUCAAAUUCGCUAAAAAUUAUAUUCAAACAAUGUAACGCAGCGCGAAUAAUUUGUUUUUCUGAUUUUGUAGUCGCACUAAUAUUGAAAAAGAAAUAAAUUGUUUGCUGAUGGGUAGUCUCUAAAUAGCAAGAUAAUUUUUCGCUUUUUGAGAACAUCUUGAUUUUCUUUUGGUUUUCUGAUAAACAAUAUAAAGAACAAAGAAAAAAUUAAAAAAUUGAAAAAAAAUGGAAAACGUAUAAAAUACUGAAAAAUAUAAAUAUAUCAUACAUAAAAAAUACAAAAAAAUGCGAAAAAGAACAAAAAGGUUUGUUGCGUCCAGUAUUGCAAUGGCGGCGUAUGGUAUUUGCAGCCUAUGUAUAGCUGAGACUGUUUGCGCUAUGCAUUGUUGGAGCAAUUCUCUAUUAAAAUCACUAUAAGAUAUAUGACUAUCUCUGACAUAAAAAUCGAAAAAAUAGAAGAAAGAGAGGGUAGCAGAUUCAAAAACAAUAAUAAAAGUCACACAAUUCAGAUGAUCACAACAGAUGCGACAGUCUUAGAAAACAUAAAAUGAAAAAGUCUGUAAAAAUCAUAAAAAAACUGCAAAACAAGUCUAAAAAGCCAGAUAAAAAAUUGAUCUAGCUGUUGCUAGCCUAGCUGUUAGCAAAACAAAAAAUGUGGUAUAUUCAAAAAUACACAAAUAAACAUGUAGUCCCGAAGAAAAGCACAUUCUUAUUUGUUCAGUUCGUAACCUAACUAUAGUUGGAUCAGGUGUGCUGUAAACGUUCAGUUUGAUAUAUAUUUUGUUUGUUUUGUAUACCAUUUGCUACAAUUGUUGUACCAGAGGUUCAGGCAAAUCGAUGAUUCGGAGGAAGAUCCGCACUCGAAUGAUAUUGAAAUGAGUUGUUUGCUAUUCGACUAUUUCGCAUUAAAAUUAGUGCAUUUCAUCAUAAUGUCCUCAACCGAUAUGAUGAGAGCGUCCACUCAAAUAUAACGCAACGCAUUCUAUUUAAUCUGAGUAUAUUCUCAGCAACAUCUUAUGGCGGGUUUACACUAGGGAGAUCUAUAGCUAUAGAUGGAUUUAUUCACCUGAAAAUAGGUGUAAACGGAUGAGAAUAAAUAUGAUACACUUAUUCGAGGUAUAUAUAACUUGAAUGAAUUCAGCAUAUGUAAACGCUUGUGAAUUUCUCACUGGUGAGAAAUCACUAAAGUUGGAUGCAGUUCUACUUCAGGUGAAUAAAUUCACCGAAAAUAUAAAUAUAUUCAUUAUAGAAGUUCACGCUAGUGUAAACGGUUGAUGCGAUUUCUAUAAAUCUCAUCAUAUUUCUUCACAUGAAUAUAUCACUAGUCUAAACCCACCCUUAGAAUGGCAUGCAACACAGGAAAUGAUCACCUAAUCCUCUUUUGUGCGUGUUGCGUCUUAUCUGAUUAGACUCUUACUCAAGUUGUUGAUGAAUGUUUCAGAGCAACUAUAUAAAAUAUAAACCAAGCGAAUGGACGAAUAGGCUGUGAAAUAUUGGCUAUUUGUUUCUUAUCUACAUUCUAGUAUGUUGAACUAACAUCAUUUACAUACAUUAAGCCAUUUUCAUGACACCACUGUACUACCAGCCAAGUAUAAAAUCUUUUCGAAUGGAUGUCUCAAACAUGUGUUAAUUCUACUCACUCGAAUUUGAAACAUAAACCGUUUACGUUUCACUACCCGCGGAACACAUUUUUGAGAUCUCUGAAUAUCGUCCCCUCUCUUCAUGGAUUAUGUACGUGUCUAACAAACGUUAAAUUGAUAGAUUAUGAAAUAUUAUCAGUUUUUUUAUGCUUUUUGGAAGUAUCCCAACCGAAAAAAAUGAAAAACUAAAUUGAAUGAAAUAUGAAACAAAUACUAAAGGUAUAUCAUCAACAUUAUUAUUGCAGAAAUAAACACAUUUUGAAAUAAAUUAUAUCUAUAUACAAUUUGGAAUGCGCUGGCUUAUCAGAAGAAUACAGCCUUUUUUGGUAAAAUGAUAUUUAUCUAUAUGAGAUCAGGUAAAGAAUAAAAACAUGGUUCAUACACGAAAUGAUUCAAUACAAUCACAUUAUUUUAACUGGAAAACAAAUGAAGUAUAAUAUCAACAAUAUCUUAUAAAGGGAAAUAGAAUAAAUUAAACGUAUUGGCUUUUUUCAGGAUUCAGUUUCAAAUAUUCGCUAAAUUUCAAUAAAAUUUUUCGAUUUCAAAAUGA